Messenger RNA from Physcomitrium patens, 2792 nucleotides. RefSeq lists its product as uncharacterized. The record is from RefSeq and is a predicted model, not a curated record. Lineage: Eukaryota; Viridiplantae; Streptophyta; Bryopsida; Funariales; Funariaceae. Gene Ontology annotation, biological process: protein transport.
CUCUCGCGAUGAUCUAUCGUCGCAGAGCUUCGGCGUUGUUGAUUCUGGUCUGAUUAUUUCUCGAUGUGGAGUGUGAGCUGCUGGUUCCGAGGAGACUUUGAUUGAUUGGAUCUUUUGCGUGGACUGGUAUUCUCUGAGGCGCGAGAAGGAAGUGCGGAAACCGUUUUGAAAAAGAAGCUUGUGAGGAUCAAGAAUUUGCAGCCACACGAUUUUCUGUGAUGUAAACGCUCGUAUUCCAGAUUCUCCAUCGGUCUAGAAGAGGAGAGGGCGCACUACAUUUCAACAUUAAUAUCUCUAGAUUCAUACUUGAAUUCGCGACUACUGCGUCAUUUAAGUAAGCUUACGAAGACGUGGAGUUUCGUUUUCAAGCAGAAGCUGCGCGAACCACCACCGUCACCAUGUGGGAUUCUAUGCUUGGGAAGGGCUUCAAAACCCAGAAAUGUAAGACAUUGCUGAAGCUGGCAAUGGCACGCAUUAAGUUAUUACGAAAUAAGAGAGACCUUCAGGUCAAGCAGAUGCGUAAAGAGAUUGCUCAGCUACUCACCAGUGGACAAGAGCCCAGUGCAAGGAUACGCGUUGAGCACAUUAUUCGAGAGCAAAAUAUUUUGGCAGCAUAUGACAUACUUGAACUAUUCUCCGAACUUGUGGCUGUCCGACUUCCUAUAAUAGAGGCUCAAAAAAAUUGUCCCUUGGAUUUGAAGGAGGCCAUCUCAAGUUUGAUAUUUGCGUCUCCACGCUGUUCUGAUUUGCCUGAACUUCUACAAAUCCGCCAACUUUUCGCUGCUAAAUAUGGGAAAGAGUUCGCCGCAGCUGCAGCAGAGCUCCGUCCCGACUGUGGUGUCAAUCGUCGGAUAAUAGAAAAGCUUUCGGUACGUGCGCCUUCUGGAGAGGUGAAACUGAAGUUGCUGAAAGAGAUUGCUGCUGAGCAUAGUGUUAGCUGGGAUUCUGCAGAUACUGAAGCAGAACUCACAAAAUCUCACGAAGAUUUGCUCGAUGGACCUAAUCAUUUCCUUGGAGCAAAUGAGAAGCCCCCUCCCCAAUUAGCCCGUUCACAAUCCAGUGGGACCUAUGAUGCUGCUAGGGACGUUCCCACCAGAACUUUGUCGCGAAUGUCAUCGGACUUGUCUGGACUAUCUUCAUCUGGAUCUUUACAUGAGGACGAGAGAGAGCCCCAAAUCCCGUUUAAGAACAUCCCUCCACCUACAAAGUACGAGCCUCCGUCACCUACAAAGUAUGUGCCUCCUUCACCUACAAAGUAUGUGCCUCCUUCACCGACAGUUACUCCUAUUCGAAAGGUGGACACAGUUGAUCAGGUGUCACAUGUCCCACACCAAGCGACUUCUUCGGAUUUGAGAUCUGAUGCCAAGUCAAGCACUUCUGUGUCGACGAGAAAGGAACACCAAGGUAAUUACUUCGAUGUGGCUUCCGCUGCAAAAGCCGCUGCUGACUCAGCUAACCGUGCAGUAGCAGCUGCGCGAGCUGCAGCUGAGCUGGCUCGAAAGCAAAGCGGUGAUUUUGGCACCAGGGUGCCUGACAAGCUUGGAAGACAGAAUUCAAUUCCUCCAGUUGAGGACGAGGAAAGCGCUACAGAUUUGGACAGUGAUGGUGAUGAUGAUGACGACGAUCACGGCAAUCUUCGAUUGAAAGUAAAUUCCAUUCAGAGCAGACUUGGUCAAGGGAGGAGCCCAGCACCAGCAAGAUUUAGUGAUAGUGAUAGCGAUACUGCUGAGUAUGACGUACCUCGUGGCAGGGGGGCUGGUGGGAAGAAACCUAGGUCCAAUGCCUUAUAUGAGCGCACUGAUCCGUCUGAGUUAUUUGAAGAUCAGAGGCCCCCGUUGAAGGCAACCAAACUAGAUUUUCAAACAGAAGAUACUUCAAGCAGGCCGGCAUUUGAUGACGACGACAGUGGUGGUGAAAACUCAAUCACCGCAAGGGCUGCAACGCAAGAAAGUGAGAGCCGAACCUAUGGUGGCAGUAGCACAUUUAGGAGUAAAUCAGGCAGCUUCAAUUGGAAAUCUGGAAAGGAAUCCGACAGACACACCUUUGAUGUUGACAGUGGCAAAACUUCACUCCACUACAGUGUGAUGGACACUGGUAAUCGUAACCAUUACGACGAUCCUGAUUUAUCAAGAGUGGAAGGAAACCAUUCAUCAUAUGACCAACCUUUUGCUGGUAGGCUAAACAGUUCCAGAUUUGAUGCCAAGGGCCGUGAAGGCUCUCCAUUAUUUGACGAAGAAGGAUCGAUUGGUAGAUCCCGUGAGCCUUCGCGUCUUGGGAGUUUUCAACGGUCUGCACGCUUUGACUACGAAGAUGAGGACAAUCCUUCGCGCUUCUCCAGUACACAAAAGUAUGGCUCGAAUGAUUACUCUUUCACGCCUAAAACAGAUUGUAGCUAUCCGCCAAGCACAAACCCGCCAGGGUCGGACUUUUCAACCACUGUAAGGGUUUUCGACAUUGAUCCCUCUCCAAGGGUAAUUGAGGAUGAUGAUUUGGAAGCACGGUUUGAGGCUCUAAAGCUGCCAUUUCGGCGGUAGCUGUGAAGGUAUUCAACAUUCUGUUAGGAAAUUUUCGUGUGACCUAUGAUACGGUCCCUACUUUGUUUGGAGGUUGUCAAUAUAUUAGUUGGUUCCGAAUACAGUAGUAAUUCAUCAUAUACUCUUCAGAAGAGUUUGUGAACUUCCAGGCUUUGUAUUUAUGGUGUCCUGGGAGCUUUUAAUCUCAAAUUUUCUUUUCAAUUAGCUUAUGUACAUGAACUGGAAGAAUUCAGGUAUUCUUGAUUCUUUAUUACCCAA